CUGUCAAAUAUCUGCACCAUAAACGUUCUCAGCCAAGGCUUCAGUUACUGUUUGUAAUGUGUUUAUAGCUUUGAAUUAAAAUCCGGAUAAUUAUUUCCAGAGGAGACAAACGGUAUGUUGGAUGCAACAGUGUUACUGUUCACGGAAACUCACGCAUUACGUGACAGUCCUUAAAUUGGAUUAGCGCUAAGUAAAGCAGCCAGUGAAUGAUAGUUUAGCAAAGGUGCUAGCUAGUUGGCUAAUCGGAGAGAUAUUUUACACAGUCUAUGGUUGAGAGUGAAAAUAUCCAUAUGGACGUCUCUGGCUUUGACAAACGAAUGUGAUUUGAACCCAGAGUUUCCAACGUCAGUGGUAAUGUAAGCAAUUUCGUGGGUAACGUCCUUUACAAGUUUAGGGUGUGUGCGAGCAUUGGAAACACAACAAGGCUGGCCUCUUCAUUUGCUGUAUCUGGUGGACAGCUCACUAACGUAAAGUCGAAAUCAUGGAUAGUUAUAGUCAGCGGUUUGAAUCCAGUACCGGACGAGAAAGUAAACCUCACAAGAAGAAAGGCUCUACCAACCAGAACACAUUUCAAGAUGAUGGAGACCGCAAACCAAAGUUUCACUUACCCUUUAGAAACAUCACAGACGAUGUGCUGGACAGAUUCGCCAGUAUUCGGAUUCCGGGGAGUAAAAAGGAGCGGCCUCCGUUAUCCAACUCUAAACACAAUGCCAAUGAUUGGACCACGGCUUCAUCAUCCAACUCCCAUCACUUUGAGGAUCUUUCAUCAAAGAUCACCUCAGAAAAGGAGAUCCUGGCUCUGUUUGAAAAAAUGAUGGAGGACAUGAACUUGAAUGAGGAAAAAAAGACCCCUCUGAGAGACAAGGACCUCAGCACGAAGAGAGAAAUGGUCAUCCAGUAUGUUUUUACAGCCUCCAAAACUGGUAGCUUGAGAAGCAGCCAUCAGAUAUCUCCCCAGGAGUUUCUGGGAGAGCUGAAGUCUGGGGUGAUGGAUGAACGCCUGUUUGCCUGUCUGGACUCAUUGAGAGUUUCCCUCACCAGCAAUCCUGUCAGUUGGGUGCAGAGCUUUGGACAUGAGGGUCUUGGAUUGCUGCUGGACAUUUUGGAAAGGUUGCUGUCCAAGAAACAGCAAGAGAAACUUGAAAAAAAGAAUCAACAUAAAGUUGUCCAGUGUCUCAAAGCCAUCAUGAACAAUAAGUAUGGCCUGGAUCGAAUCCUGGGGGAGGAGAAAAGUCUUGCGUUAUUGGCGAGAGCCAUUGAUCCCACCCAGUCUGCCAUGAUGACUGACGUGGUGAAGCUGCUGUCAGCCAUCUGCAUUGUGGGCGAAGAGAACACCUUGGAAAAGGUCCUUGAAGCCAUCACCACAGCGGGAGAAUGGCGAGCCAUCGAGAGGUUCAGUCCUAUUGUGCAGGGACUCCGAGAUCGCUCGGUUCAAUUACAAGUGGCAUGCAUGCAGCUCAUCAAUGCUCUAGUAACAUCCCCUGAUGAGCUGGACUUCAGGCUGCACAUCAGAAAUGAAUUUAUGCGCUCUGGCCUGAAAGAGAUAUUGCCGCAACUGACAACCAUCAGGAAUGAGGCCCUUGACAUUCAGCUGAAGGUAUUUGAAGAGCACAAAGAAGAGGACAUGAUGGAGUUCUCCCAUCGGCUGGAAGACAUCAAGUGCGAGCUGGAUGAUGUGGGGGAUGUGUUCAGUAUUGUGCAGAGCAUGCUGAAGGACAGCAGUGCAGAGCCCUAUUUUCUCUCUAUACUGCAGCACCUGAUGCUUAUUCGUAAUGACUACUUGGUCAGGCCCCAGUACUUUAAGAUCAUUGAGGAGUGUGUGUCUCAAAUUGUGCUCCAUCGCAGUGGCACUGACCCCGACUUCAGUUACCGCAAGCGCCUCGAUGUGGACUUCAGUCACCUCUUAGAUGUGUGUGUAGAUAAAGCUCGAUCUGACGAGUUUGAACAAAGAGCUUCAGAACUGGCACAGAAGUUGGACGAGGAGUUUUCAAACAGCCAGGAGUCACAAGCUCAGCUGGUUCAGUGUAAUGAUAAAAUAGCUGAACUCCAGGUAGAGCUGCUGGCCUUCCGGUCUCAGUUUGGGGCUGUACCGGUGGGUCUGUCCUCCCCGCAUGUCGGGCAAUCGUCAUCCUGCUCAGCCCAGUCUGGGGCUCCGUCGCCUGCUCCAUCAUCUGGGGCACCUCCUCCUCCUCCUCCUCCUCCCCCUCCGCCUCCUUUACCUGGAUGUCCUGCACCACCUCCCCCACCUGGAGUGCCUCCUCCAUUUGGUGCCCCCCCUCCGCCCCCUCUAGGGUUUGGGGCUGGUCUAGGCUCCCCCACUCACCAUGCUUUGCCUUAUGGCCUCAGGCCUAAGAAGGAUUUCAAGCCCGAGACCUCCAUGAAGCGCCUCAACUGGUCUAAGAUUCGUCCCCAGGAAAUGUCAGAGAGCUGUUUCUGGGUGCGGGCUGAUGAAAACCAAUAUGCAAAACCAGAGUUACUCGGCAGAGUUGCUCUCACUUUUAGUUCACAAAGAACAGCCAAAAAAGAAGAGGAGGAUCUGGAGGAUAAGAAGUCCAUAAAGAAGAGAAUUAAAGCGCUCAAGGUGCUCGAUCCCAAGAUUGCACAAAAUCUAUCCAUCUUCCUGGGUUCCUUCCGUAUGCCUUAUCAGGAAAUUCGUCGGAUGAUAGUUGAAGUGGACGAGGAGCAACUCACUGAACCUAUGAUCCAGAACCUUGUGAAGCACCUCCCUGAGCAAGAGCAGCUGAACGCCUUGGCCAAGUAUAAAAACGAGUACGCAAAUUUGUCAGAGCCCGAGCAGUUUGGGGUUGUGAUGAGCGGUGUGAAUCGGCUGCGUCCUCGUCUCAACAACAUCCUCUUCCGGCUACAGUUUGAGGAACAGGUUAACAACAUUCGUCCAGAUAUCCUGGCAGUGAACGCUGCUUGUGACGAGGUCAAGAAGAGCCGCUCCUUCGGCCGCUUGCUGGAGCUGGUUCUGCUGCUGGGAAAUUACAUGAAUGCAGGCUCUCGCAACGCCCAGUCUUAUGGCUUCGACCUCAGUUCCCUCUGCAAGCUAAAGGACACUAAGUCAGCGGACCAGACAACCACAUUACUCCAUUUCCUGGCGCAAGUAUGUGAGGAGGACUUUCCAGAUGUGAUCUCGUUUGUUGAAGACCUGGACCAUGUAGACCGAUCAAGCAGAGUGUCUGCAGAGAAUCUGGAAAAGAGCCUCAGGCAGAUGGAGAGGCAGCUGCUGCAGCUGGAAAGAGACCUGGAGACUUUCUCAUCCCCUGAUGACCCCAACGACAUGUUCUUCACUAAAAUGGCUAACUUCAGCAAGGUGGCCAGGGAGCAGUAUGACAAGCUGGUGAUAAUGCACAGCAAUAUGGAGACGCUGUAUCACAACAUGCUGGACUACUUUGCUGUUGAUCCCAAGAAGACGUCUGUGGAGGAGCUGUUCACUGAUCUCAGCAACUUCCGUGCCAUGUUCACUCAAGCUCUAAAGGAUAACCUGAAGCGGAGAGAAUCGGAGGAGAAGCAAAGGAGAGCACGUGCGGCGAAGGAGAAAGCUGAGCGUGAGAAGCAAGAGAGACAGCAGAAGAAGAGGAGGUUGCUGGAAGUCAAUGCAGAGAAUGAUGAGACAGGUGUGAUGGAUAGUUUGCUGGAAGCCCUACAGUCAGGAGCUGCAUUCAGAGACCGCAGGAAGAGAGCACCAAGACCCAGAGAUAACCAGCAGAAGACAAUCAGCCCCAGCUCCUUCCGACAGGUUCUCAGGCCUGUAAACCAUGAGAACAACAGGGCACCUUUACAAAGGUCUCGCUCUCGGCAGAAUAUGAAUUUGGGUUCAGCGGUGAUCAAAGCGCCCCCUCCCAAGGAGGACCACAAUGAAUCUGAUGGUCAUCCAUCUUCGGCUCGAGCAAAGGAGUCUGGCCGCAGGUACAGGAACAACCCGGCUCAGAGCCACUGGUUGGACAGAGAGAGGGUGGUGGACAGAGAGACGGUGAAGAAAACUGAGAAAGAGAUGGAGGUGGUAAAAGAGCCUCCAUCCCGUAAGCUGUCCUCCACUGAUGCUGCGGUCAACAGCUGUAGCACCAACGGAGAGUCCGAUGUGGAGGCUCUCCUGGCCAAACUCAGGGCCUUGUGAGGUUUGUUUUUACAUUAGCUCUGAAUUAGCAAAUAUUUACAGCUGACUGUUUUUACCUGCAGAUAUUAACAACUGAAUGUGACCAAAAAGAUUACUUCAUCAAUUCAUUAAUUCACCGAAAAUUAUUAUGAAGGGUUUAUGAAGUAUAAAGUAGUAGCGUAAUUAAAAUUAAGAUUUAGAUUCAGCUAACCAAACAAAGAUACUUUUUAAGAGCUUUAUAGAAAUAUGUUUGUAUCAAAAUUCAAUUUGACGCUAAAAGGAACUUAAGGCAUGUAGAGUUCAGAUAGAUGGUCAAACAGAAGGAUACGUCAAGCAGAUAAUAUAUUACAAAAGUUGUUAUUUAAUAAAAACACUUCAGCAUGUCAUACAUUAAAUCAGAGAACAUCCGGCCAAAAUACGAGAAGAAGACUCUCGAACAUGACCUUGUAAAGUGCACCGCCCCAAAGCUUUUGGCUAUCAUUUAUAUCUUCCAGAAAAAUGGAAUAAAACAAUCAUACUAAAACAUGCGAUAUAGCUAAGCACUUUUUUGUAAUCCAGAAGUAUGCAAUUUCACAUAUAAAUGACUGCUGUUUCCUAAAAUGCUUACACAUCUGUAUCUUAUUAUCUUACCGGUAGUUUAGUUUGCGAUGGAUGUUACCAUUUAAAGACGUAAAGCUAAUUUCUGCUUUUUAUUACUUUCCUUAUUUAAUUAUCCUCCUUUGUCUUUUUGUGUUCUUGUGUGAGUCCUUUCCAUCCUGUGAGGGGGUGUCUUUUAUAUUCAAAGCAUUGAUCCAAUUGUUUGUAUUAUCUAAAAAUAAAAAAUCCCCCAAAUAUGUAUUCUAUAAAACUAUAAAUAUACACAAACGAUGCAAGUAAUGACAUAUGAUUGUAUGAUGUGUUAGAGUUAUAAGAUAUAUUAGUUGAUUUUUAUUGUACUCCAUAUCUGUCACCUGUGUCAUUGAUCGCGAGAAAAUCUCUACACAGAGAGAAAAGUCUGCAGAAAGGGAACGGUGUCGGAGAGUCUUUUUUUCACAAUGUGGCAUGAAGAAAAACAAGAUAUUCCAUCCAAAAUGUAACCAGAAUUGAUACUGCUUGUUUCUCCAACAUUCCCACCAAAAUUACUCACAUUUGUACCUUUUAUUUGCUCACUUUUAUAGUCCCAUUUGCAAUAAACUGAAGAAAGAAAAACAUUUCUGUUGUCAUUUU
Eleginops maclovinus (Patagonian blennie) is the source of this 5305-nucleotide messenger RNA. Its product is annotated as protein diaphanous homolog 3-like. Gene Ontology annotation, biological process: actin filament polymerization; actin cytoskeleton organization. The coding region runs from base 482 to 4120 and encodes 1212 amino acids. The record is from RefSeq and is a predicted model, not a curated record. Gene Ontology annotation, molecular function: actin binding; small GTPase binding. The transcript is spliced from 28 exons. Lineage: Eukaryota; Metazoa; Chordata; Actinopteri; Perciformes; Eleginopidae. Gene Ontology annotation, cellular component: actin filament.